ACAUCCAUUCACAAUUGGUUUUGUAUUUUGUUACGAAUAAAAGUGAUUAGAAAAAGACGAUUGGUUAAACUGUACAAAAAUUCUUACACUGCUUUAGUAAAUAACCAUGACUUUCGGCCGGCAUACGUAAUAACAAUAUAAGGUCCAGCCGGUGACAAGAAGCGGAUGACGGCGAAGUUCGUCGCGUCAGAUAUCGCGAAUAUAUAAUCGACGUUUACUAUACCGCCCUCACAUUUCGAAUUUAUGUCGCGAAGACGGUGCGCCCGUCUCGGUUAAUGGUAUAAUUAUACGUGAUAAAUAAUUUAUUAUAAAUAGUGGCUGGUAUUAGAUAGAAUACCAACCGCAAUCCGUGAAUCGGUGGACAGUGUUUUAUUAAAAGGCUGCACGAGGGAAUUCUGGGAACAUGGAGUAUAAAUCAUCGAUGACUUAUAACCUAGAUCUCUCACCAAACUACUCAUACAUUUUCGACUUCGAAAAUCAUUUUAUACAUCAGGGUUACCGAAAAUGGAUGAUUGAGAAUUGGACGAACGCGUUCUACUAUGUCGGAAUUUACAUGGCGUUCAUUUUUGGAGGUCAAUAUUACAUGCAGAAUCGACCGAGGUUUGAACUGCGGCGCACGUUAAUAGUAUGGAACACCGGUCUGGCGUUGUUCAGCAUAAUGGGGGCGUGCCGGACCUUCCCAGAGUUCUUUCAUGUCCUCAAGAAUCAUGGGCUGUACCACUCGAUUUGUGUACCGAGCUUUAUCGAACAAGACAAAGUAUCCGGUUUUUGGACGACGAUGUUCGUCCUCUCAAAAGUACCAGAACUCGGUGACACAGUCUUCAUUGUGCUGAGGAAGAAGCCCCUGAUCUUCCUCCACUGGUACCACCACAUCACAGUCCUGCUGUACACCUGGUUCUCAUUCACCGAGUACACGUCAUCCGCCCGUUGGUUCGUCACUAUGAACUAUUUCGUUCACAGCGUGAUGUACUCCUACUACGCGUUAGUAAGUAUGGGCAAGUACCCUCCGAAAUUCUUCGCGAUGACCAUCACCUUCCUCCAGCUCACACAGAUGAUAGUCGGCUGCGCUAUCAACAUCUGGGCCCACAAUUACAUGGCGGCAGCUCCGCAGCGCUCCUGUGGGAUCAGUCAAAUCAACAUCAAACUAUCCAUGGCCAUGUAUUUCUCUUACUUCGUCCUGUUCGCCAGGUUCUUCUACAAGGCCUACCUCUCGCCCAAACCGGGGAAGAAAGCAAAAAUCGAGCCGGAAAUCACCGCGCCGCCCAAGAAGGAGUUCAAUGGUUACCCCAGACAAAGAAAUGGUGUUGUGCACUAGUCCAAUCUGUGAUUUUAAUUAGGUCGAGCCGUCGGGUAAUGUCAGGUUUUCAUCGCUAUAGCCUAAACACGUUCUCUGUAUUGCCAAAUUUUUCUAGAUAUUUUUACCCGCUUUGUGACCGUCACAUAGAGAUGCAAUGGAGAGAAAGGCUUUUUAAAAGUCUAAACACCUAACUCGACCUCAAAUCAAAAGGUUUGAGAAUAAAGGUAAAGUUAAAUAUCGAUUUUCGAUUCCAAUUAUGAUUUAUAUAAUUCGCGUUCUAAUUUUAAAUAUACUAAAUAGAACUGGCCUGAAAGAAAAAGCGAAAAAAAAACAUAAAUUAAUUGUUAGCGACAUGUAAUGUUUUUGAUUGAAGCGAAAUUGAAGAUUCAAAUUGCUUCACGACGGAUACAGAUGACAGCAAUCUUAAUCGUAUUUGACCUCGGAGUGGACUUAUCGUGUUUCUGCACGUUUUACUUUAUCGUAUGUUAACAUAUGUUAUGACAUGAUUAACUAUCCGGGUUUAAUGUUUUAUAAUAUUGUCUUAACAAUUGAGAACAUUUUAGGUUUUGUGUAUCCAUAGAUUAAAAAUCUAUCGUAUGCUGUGGUCUUAACUAGAAUAAUAGAAAGAGCUACUUUAGGUAGUGCUAUGUAGUCUGUGGCAGUAGACAGAGCGGGUAAAUGUGAUUUAAGUGUUAGUCUGUCCUAUAAGAAACCUACAAAUAAGUUGCUUUUUAAAAACCAUAUAACCAGUUUCGCAGUUUCACCACGUGCCAAAACAAUUUAAAGCACUAUCUUACAGCCAUUGAAGGGUUUUAUUAAUGAAAGUUACCAUUUCCUUUGAUAAAAACCUGAAAUUAUCUGAAAUCGGCCUCGAAUUAGGACGACCGCCAUUACAUUCCACACUAGAUUUUUCGCGGGGUCGAACGAUUUGGUACGUUACAAAAUGGCGGCGUCUUUAAGGUUCUGGUCAGAGACGUCAAAAACAUAAAUCCCAGUUCUCUGACCAAGUUGUGAACGCUUCUAAUACAUUUUAACGACAACGUUCUCGUUUACAAUAACUAUUAGACGGGCAGUUAAAACGGGAAUAAAGCAAAAUUUUAAUGUUACGAUUAACGACUCGUUUUUUGUAACAUUACUUUUUGCGAGUAGAUAUAGACUAGACUAGAUUCGGAUUAGGACGGUGAUAUACAAAUUCAAGUUCAAUGCAAUUUUUUUGGAUCGGCAUUUGCGAAGCGUUCAAGUUGUUAUCGUAUUUAUUGAGUGAUUUUUUUUAAUUUAUUUGUAUCGCCUGUGUAGGUUAUAAUUUGCGUCGCCGAAAAUCGUCUGAAAUCAAUUCGUAAUCGGAAGCAUUUAAGAAUAUAAAGCAUUGUGAAUUUUAAAAAGGUCGAUAUGCAAAACCUGUCAACUGUCUCAACUUGACAGGUGUCAAAGUCGUUGUCAGCUUGACGGAUUUGAGAUUACGCGUUGAUUCGCGGUUCCUAUCACAGAUGUUGGACCUUAUGGAGAAAUCUAAGUUCACUAAACGCAAUUAAUAUGUUGCAUUAAUUUGUAUUAGACAAUAUGAGGCGAAUGUUUAGACGAGAGGCGAUUUCGUUAAUAAUUUAUUAUGCUUGUAUAACAGGCAUUCAGGUAGCGGAAAUAAUCGGAGUUCUUUAAUGUAUUUUAUUGCAUGGCAAUAAGGUUUGAAUUUAAUUGCAAAAGGGACUUUUGUCUAAUACCGCUUGUCAAGGUACAAAUUUUUGAACCUUUUAUAGUUUGAUUGGAGAUGAAUGUAUAAAGAAAUGGCUCGUGGUUUGCUUUAGCCAAACGUUGUACAAAGCUUAGUUUUAGCGUUAUAAACAAUAUUUUCCAGUUAAAAGUCGACAUAGAAAAUUUAGAAUCUCGAAAAUUUCCCGUAAUCUAUAUGAGAGGUCAUUUUAUUUUAAAAAGGUUAAAGGAACGUAUUCCCAUGCUCAUUCGUAUUGGAAUCGUUGGAGAGAUUUUCUUCGUGGUAAAACUAAGGAUGGACAUUACAAAGAUAAGCGUGUGUGAUUAACCAAACAUACUUCAUAGACUUCUUGUUUCAAGGACGGGAUUCAUCUUAACAAGAUUUUCGUAGAUUUUAUUUUAACCUCACGAGUACGCAAUGCCAUAGAGAAACAAAGUAUAAUUUUACAGCAUUUACGAAUUUUACAAAUUUGUAGUUAAUAAUAUGCUUGAGAUGUUGUGAUUGUUCCGAUCUGGUACAACGCUUGAUAAUUUUCGUGAUAUAUUUGUAUAAAUAUAAUAUCAGGUCUAUUCUGUAACACAGAUUUCUAAUUAUCAUUCUCAAGUGAUUUCAAUGUCUUAUCCACAGAUACAGAAUAUGUAGUUCUGUCAACAUCAGUAUUGACUUAUUCAAAUUUUUUAUACAUGUGACAGUGACAUAGAGUUUAAUGUCAAACUCUUUAAGGAACUAAAAAGUUAUCAAGUUGUAGAGUAGAUCGGUUGAAUCAGCUCUGCAUAGUUUAGUUAGAAGUUAGCCUGAUAUCCUUAAGGACUUUGCUUAGUGUAAUAUUAUACACUUGCAAUGUAUCACUUAAACGGUUUUGAUUAAUAGGAAAUUGCAUUUUACUCUAAUAUUUCAUUGAUUAUAUAACGAUCUAAGAAACUUAGCAUGAACUAUGCGAUAGUUCUAGGUAUCAAACAAUGCAUACUUACAAAUUGUACUAAAAAUAUAUUUGGUGCUUCCUAUUUAGUUCCAUAUAAGCACAGAAACAACAAUCCAUAACGUUUUGUGAUUGUGAAUUUUGUAUAAAGGAUAUCGUACGGUUUGUGCUAAGAGUCUAGAUAUAAUUUAAAUAUAUAAAUGUACAAUUCGUAUGGCGUCAAGCGAAGACAAACACACGAAUAAGGUUCGAACACUGAUGUGGAAUGAAAAAUAAUGCUACCACUUGAACCGGUCGGCUAUGAUUGUCUGUCUUGCUUAUUACUAUAUAUAAUGAGCAGGAUGGCAAUGCUUACACAUCUGCCAGUAUAUUUCUGAACUGUUAUUUAUUGUUGUUAAUUUUUAUACGCUUUGUAGAACAGUUUACAUAGUUUUUCGUUUAUUUUAUUACCCUGCACAAUAUGAAAUUAUAGUUUUCAGUGAUAAGUAGGUAUUACAUGGUUAUUGCAGGAAUUGUGCGAUUUUUUAUUUUGUACUUUUAUUGUUUUUAUAAGGCGAAUGUUCCACGGCACUUGACAAUUUGGUGCUUGUCACUUUUUAGGUAUAGAAGCUUUAUGAAGUUUUAAAAGGUUUUUCCCGAAUUGUAAAUAUUCCAUAAAAUAUUUUUAAUCUUACGCUGAUACUAUAAUCAUGUAAAUGCAAACUGUUGAGUUAUAAUUAUUUAUAGUACUGUACUAUAAUUAACUGAAGCUUCCCUGUUAAAGAGAGUUUCCAUAGACAAUGUUUUGUAUAAAAUCCACGUUUUGCAUUUUGUUAACCAUAAACGGCCUUUAUACAUUAAUAUUUAUCUAAAAAAUAUGCUGGAAAUACACAAUAUGUAGAUCAAACGAAAUUAUGAAUGUAUCAUGGUUGUGAGUGUCAAAAUAAAUGUAUCAUUUAACAAUCGCUUAGACUAGUAAAAGGUUGAGGAUGAUUUGAAAAUAUUGAUAAUCAAAUGUUUUAACUGUUUGAUUACACACAUACAUAUUGUGUUUCAUAAGCAUUUCUCAUUUAUAUAGUUGCAUUUACAUGAAAUGGUUAAGCCUAGCUCGUAGCUAGAACAAAUUAACAAUUAUCACAGUACAUAAUUGAGAAUAUAUUUUUGUGGGAUGUUUUGUGGUCAAAAAUAAAAGCCGACUGUAUUAUCACAAUAAGUAUGUUUAAUAAUAAUGGAUUGGAAACAGACAACAUGCAAUUAUUAAUUUGUAUUUUGUGGGCAAAUAAAGCGUUAAUGCGUCAUA
Molecule: messenger RNA, 5203 nt
Organism: Pieris brassicae (large cabbage white)
Lineage: Eukaryota; Metazoa; Arthropoda; Insecta; Lepidoptera; Pieridae
Gene: Baldspot
Product: elongation of very long chain fatty acids protein 6
Exons: 4
Coding region: 404-1315 (303 amino acids)
Biological process (GO): fatty acid elongation, saturated fatty acid; fatty acid elongation, polyunsaturated fatty acid; sphingolipid biosynthetic process
Cellular component (GO): endoplasmic reticulum membrane
Molecular function (GO): fatty acid elongase activity
Source: RefSeq, a predicted model, not a curated record